Molecule: messenger RNA, 2215 nt
Organism: Oryza sativa Japonica Group (Japanese rice)
Lineage: Eukaryota; Viridiplantae; Streptophyta; Magnoliopsida; Poales; Poaceae
Source: RefSeq, a predicted model, not a curated record
AUUUCCUUCCCCACCGGGAGCUCCGUCCUGCACUCACGCAGUCACGCCGCUUGGUCUGUUGUCUUUGUGCAUCUCCGUUCCUUCGUGCUUCGCUGUUCCCAAAUCCCAAUACCAGCCACGCCGGGUUAGUUCACUGACCCACCCGAAGCUUACACUGUUGCAGUCUAAAUAUGUUGCCACUUGCUGUCUUGCCAUGUGCCGAAAGACAACAUGGGUCACUCCAGUAUCUAGUUUACUUAUCCAUAGACCACAGCUGUUGAAUUGUGUGAUCGGCUACUAGUACAUCACUGCUCGUGAUUCAGUACGUACACCGCGGUAACUGGUAAGGAGGAUUCGCAUCGUCGACAAUGGCGGCUGCAGCGGUGGCUGACGAAAAUGGGUCGCCCAAGAAGACGAAGCAGGGUGGCUUCAAGACAUUGCCAUUCAUACUAGCGAACGAGGUGUGCGACAGGUUCGCCACGGCCGGAUUCAACGCGAACAUGAUCACGUACCUGACACAGCAGCUGCACCUGCCGCUGGUGGAGGCCUCGAACCUCCUCACCAACUUCACCGGCACGGCGGCGUUCACCCCGGUGCUGGGCGCGAUCGCCGCCGACUCCUUCGCCGGCCGCUUCUGGACCAUCGCCGGCGGCGGCGUGCUGUACCAGAUCGGCAUGCUCGGCCUCGUCGUGUCCGCUCUCGUCCCUGCCCUCCGCCCCGCGCCGUGCGGCGGCGGCGGCGCCGCGGCCCCGUGCCAGCGCGCGGACGGCGGGCAGCUCGCCAUGCUGUACCUGUCGCUGCUCUGCACCGCGCUCGGGUCCGGCGGCAUCCGGCCGUGCGUGGUGGCGUUCGGCGCCGACCAGUUCGGCCUCGGCGGGAGGCGCCCCGGCGGCGAGCAGAAGUGGAGCUACUUCAACCUCUACUUCUUCAGCAUGGGGCUCGCCGUGCUGCUCGCCCUGACGGUGGUGGUGUACAUCCAGGAGACCGUGGGGUGGGGGUGGGGGUUCGGGAUCCCGGCCAUCGCCAUGUUCGUCUCCGUGCUGUCCUUCGUCGUCGGGUACCCGCUCUACGUGAAGGUGAAGCCCGAAGGGAGCCCCUUCAAGCGGCUUGUGCAGGUCGUCGUCGCCGCGUUCAAGAAGAUCAAGGAGCCCGUGCCGGACGACGCCGGCGAGCUCUACCACAACAAGGAGCUGGACGCCGCCAUCGCCGCCGACGGGAGGCUGCUCCACUCCGACCAGCUCAGGUUCUUGGAUCGAGCGGCGAUCGUGACGGCGGGGGACAUCGCCGGCUCCGGCGAGCCGAACCUGUGGCGGGUGUCGACGGUGCACCGCGUGGAGGAGCUCAAGUCCAUCGUCCGCAUGCUGCCGCUGUGGGCGGCCAGCAUCACCGCCAUCGCCGCCGGGUCGCACAACUUCACCUUCGCCAUCCAGCAGGCGCGCACCAUGGACCGCCACCUCGCGCCGAGCUUCCAGAUCCCGCCGGCGACCAUGAUCAUCUUCACCACGCUGACCAUGCUCGUCAGCCUCGCGCUCUACGACCGCGUCCUCGUCCCCGUGGCGCGCCGCUACACCGGCCGGCGGUCGGGCAUCACCUACUUCCAGCGCAUGGGCGCCGGCUUCGCGGUCGCCGCGCUGGGCGUCCUCGCCGGCGCGCUCGUCGAGGCCAAGCGGCGCGCCGCGGCGGCCGAGCACGGCCUGCUCGACGCCCCCGGCGCCGUCGUGCCGGUCAGCGUGUUCUGGCUUGUCCCGCAGUACGCGCUCCACGGCGUGGGCGACGCGCUCGCCACGGUGGGGCACAUGGAGUUCCUCUACGACCAGUCGCCGGAGAGCAUGCGGAGCUCGGCGGCGGCGCUGUUCUGGGUCGCCGGCUCCCUCGGCAACUACCUGGGCACGGUGCUGGUCACGGUGGUGCAGAGCGCCAGCAGAGGGGAGUGGCUCCAGGACAACAUCAACAGGGGGAGGCUGGACUACUACUACUGGCUCGUCACCUUCCUCUUGGUGCUCAACCUCGCCUACUACUUCGUUUGCUUCCAUUUUUACACCUUGAAGUCGUUCGAGGUGGACGCCGGAGACGAGGCGCAACGGCGGCGAGAUGUUGCCGGGAGUGCAGAAGGAGAGACUGAGCUCUCUGCUGGUUGUGUUGUUGCGUCAAGAAAUGGGGUGUUGUAAGCUAGCAUAAUUAGGGAGUGACUUAUUGACAUCAGUGAAGUAAUUUGGUCAGAGCUAUCUUUCUUUUA